GAAGGCGUGCAAGAAAUGUUGAAGGACCAAAGUCUACCACUCGAUUUGAUGAUGGAUGACCAACGACUUUCUUCCAAUUGUAAAGUAGCGCUUUUGGCAGUACGAACUGCCUCUGUCGACUCAUUUGAAUGGUUUAGAACCUAUCCGUCUCCACAUAGCGAGAUGGAAUCUUCGGUUGUCGAUGCAUUGUGUGCCAGUAUGGCGUUGGCGACUAUUUUUGCUCCAGUAAUGGUUGGUCCUGAGUAUGCUGCGGAAGAGUUUAGUGGAGGAGGGCUUGGUUUUAAUAAUCCGACCCGCGAGCUACUCAAAGAGGCACAACUAGUGUAUGGCAGAGAGCGGCAACUGUCAGUUAUCUUGAGCCUUGGAGCCGGACGUCCCAAAGAACUCUCUCUGGAGGGCCCCGGAACCGACUCUGGUACAUUGGAGGAACUCGUGAGAAAGCUCACGAUCAGUUGUGAAACUGUCGAGAGAGAUGUCUCCUAUCAAUUGUACGACGUGGGAGCAUACAUUCGUUUGAAUGUAGACCAAGGAUUGGACAGUAUUGGCUUUUAUCAGUGGUCACAGCUGGGGAAAGUCACCUCUCACACAAAACACUACCUUCAGAGGACUUCUGUUGUCAAACUCGUCGACGCUUCAAUUAUCGCGCUCGCCGAAGAGCAAGGGGUCAUGGCUUUAGGUCAGCUGGCCCGCACGACAAAAAUAAAACGACAGGCCAAGGCUCCACCCGCUGUAUCUCCUUAUUUCGUCGUACGAAAGGGCAUUUGGGAGAUAUUUGAGUCCAAAAUCGUGAAUACAGAGAAGAGUGAUCUGAAUAAUCCGAAUAUAUUUGUUAUUACGGGCAUGGGAGGAUGCGGGAAGACUCAAAUGACUGCAUAUUUUGUGCAGAGUUCUCAUUCCACGAUUCAGAGUGACUUGAGGAACGCAAUAAGGUCCAUUGACGGACACCAGCAAGAUACCGACGAAGAUGCCCUCUCUUUUCUUUCGAAUCACCCAGAUUCACUGCUCAUUUUUGACAAUGCCGACAAUCCGAAACUAGACCUCGUUGCAUUCUUUCCAAGAUCCUAUCGCGGGAUUAUUCUCAUCACAUCUCGGGUUCGUAGCUUGGGGGAACUUGCAACCUUACAUCAUCUCGAGCUCGGUCCAAUGUCAAACCAAGAAGGGAUAGAAACGCUUGCCAAAGCCUCUCGGAGAAAACUCCCAGUCUCUAGCCGAGAUGAACAGUACAUGAAAGAACUCGUUGAGGAACUCG
Acaulospora colombiana is the source of this 1249-nucleotide messenger RNA. The record is from the annotation of a GenBank genome assembly. Lineage: Eukaryota; Fungi; Glomeromycota; Glomeromycetes; Diversisporales; Acaulosporaceae.